AUGGACCGUGACCCUGAUGACCAGCAAUUGCGCUCCCUUAGACUGUCGAGAGUUCUGAGGGAUAUAGGCGUGACCAGACAGAUGGUGGUCCGGAGGAGGGAGACAUUCCUGAUGACGGAGAAGAUGGAUAAUGUAGUCAAUACUAUAAGAUAUAAUAGACGUUAUAACAUUUUUGUCGUCGGCAGCCAAUCGGAAGGGACAACAACCCUCGGCAUGAAUUCAGAUUUAGAUGUACUUAACUGUGACAAUGAUUUCACUGUGAUAACGGACUGGGCAGAUUGGGAACCAGGAAAGAUAUGUCUUCUGGUGAUAAAGAACGACGAUUCUCCUCCCCAGCAUUGCAGUCUGCAGAUACUGAGUUGUGACUGUCCACUGCCUGAAACAAUGGACAUGGUGCCAGCAGAAUGGGAUGUGGAGGAGGGCAAGGACGGCAGGGUGCUACUGACAAACACUUGGAUGGAUGGUGUAAUGAAACAGGAAUGUGGUCGGUUAUUCAGGAAAAAAGGGCCAUCAAGAAGUGCUGACAACGAUGUAGAUUCCGUUACCGCCUUUAGCUACAGUGGACCAAUGCCAGAAUGCAAUUUCCUAUUCACAAGACCAAAGCCUGGUCACUGGCCCAGACCUGAAAUACUCGCGAAGGCACGUUUGUGUGAAAUAUUCCUCGUCCCACAGGGACACGCUGAGAGUGAUCAGUCAAAACUGGAAUGGAGAUUUUCUACGCUAUUGAUUGAAAGGCUAAUCAUGUUUGAUCUAAACAUUUUGAAAAUACAGGUUUAUACAUUUCUUAAAAUCUUACGCAAGACUUUCUUCAAACCGUUAGUUGGUGAUAGACUUAGCACGUUUCAUUUCAAAACAGCUCUAUUGUUCACCCUAGAGACAUAUCCACCAGAGAUCUGGCAGGAAAGGAACCUGCUGCAGUGUGUUAUAUAUUGCCUGAAAACUCUUCAACGUUGGUUCAAACUUCGGUACUGUCCACAUUACACGAUUUCGGGAGUGGACCUGUUUGUGGGAAAACUUAGAAAGUGGGAGUUUCCACUGCUGUCAACAGUUCUGUCAGACAUGAUAGACAACAUCAUGGACUACGUCUCCCAGAUAGAAAUGGACCAGAUUGGGGUGAGGAUCGGCGACGGACACGUGCAGUUAAAACAAGAUACCAAAACACGAUAG
Mya arenaria is the source of this 1167-nucleotide messenger RNA. RefSeq lists its product as uncharacterized. NCBI's taxonomy places the organism in Eukaryota, Metazoa, Mollusca, Bivalvia, Myida, Myidae. The transcript has a single exon. The record is from RefSeq and is a predicted model, not a curated record. The coding region runs from base 1 to 1167 and encodes 388 amino acids.